AUGGCAGCUUUCUUGACCCGAUUACACCAUGUUUCUCUCCACGUUUCCAACGCGGAGAAAAUCGCGCACGACCUUGUCUCGAAAUUCAAGUUUAAUGUGUUCGCUACGAGACUGAGCGGCGGAUCCCGGCAGCUGGCUCUCAGGAAAGGAGGGUCCGUUUUCAUCGUGAACGAGAGACCAGAGCGGAGCGGCGUGAGACUGAACGAAGAGCCAGUGGGCAUCGUCCCAGACAGAUACUCACUUGAUCCGAACCGGGUCAGCGUGGCGGAUCAUCCCGCGGGGUGUCUUUACGACGUCAGCGCACAUUACGCAGUGGACACUGCGCGCAACGUGUGUUUCGAGGUGGAGGAUGUGGAAAGCUCAUUCAGGGAGCUCCGCCGUCUGGGAUGCGAUUUCUUGGUGCCUCCCACGACAGUUCAGGACGAGCGCGGUCAUGUCACCUACUCGGUGCUUAAAUCUAUCGUGGGAAAUGUGUGCCACACGCUCAUUGACAGGAAAAAGUACGAGGGAGGCUUCUUGCCCGGGUUUGAUGUCGUCGAGACGGACUGCAGCUUGGAGGAAGAGGACGCGUCUUGUCCAGUCACACAUUUUGACCACAUAACUUACGCCUGUCCCAAGAAGACAACCCACCAGGUCAUGAGGUGGUAUGAGAAGCUGUUUGGGUUUCAGAGGUUCUUCAUUGAGAGUGAUGAGGAUUUGGACGAAGGUUUUGUCAUAAACCAGGGGGCCAUUAGAUUACGCCUCACCGCCAUGGAGUACUGGAAAUGCAGCGAGGUGGGCAUCGCUCUCCCCUCUGUGGACAAAAAAGAGCCCGACUGCAAGUUUGUCAUUGCAGAGUCACUGUCUGAGCAAGGCAGCAAUCAGAUUGACACCUUCUUGGAGAAGCACGAGGGGCCGGGGAUCCAGCACAUCGGGCUGUACACAAAAAACAUUGUUUCUACUGCACAUGUGAUGGCUCAAGCUGGGGUCCAGUUUUUCUCCCCUCCUCCUGCCUACUACACCGAGGUGGGAAAGCAGCAGGAGAUAGAGGAGGCAGGACACAACCCCCAGAUGCUGGCGCAGCAUGGCAUUCUCCUGGACACAGACCUGCACCAGGAUCCCUCAUCACAGACGGCACCCAGAGAAAACAGAAGACACCUUCUCCAGGUGUUCACCAAGCCCAUCUUUGCAGAGGACACCUUCUUCCUCGAGCUGAUAGAGCGGCAGGGGGCGACGGGUUUCGGAGAGGGGAACAUCAAGACGCUGUGGAGGUCGGUGCAGGCGCACAUGGAGAAUAAGCAGGUGGAAAAAACUGUGCGAACUGCUCAAUAUUAGUCAGUCCAGAUAUUUUUAACUAACUUAUGUACAAGUGCUCUCUAUUUCACUCACGGAGUUAGUGGUAAAUAUAGAGCUGCUUUAUAUGUUGCACUGCUGCCAAAGUACAAAUGAUAUGUUCCAUUAAUGCCUACAUUUGAACAUGACUGAAGAAAUUAAAUGAACAAACUGGUACAAAUUCAGAUGUUAACAUACUACGCAGUAAAAGAAUGUCUCUGUUUUCACUGUGUCAACGUAGAGCAACUGACUGACUCCAGAGCAACUGUUCCUUAAUAAAUCUAUUACUCACAGUAGACCGUGAAGACCAAUUACUGUCCUCAAAAUGACAUGCUCAGUGUUUCUCGGAAUGUGUGUAGGCCAAAUUUCAG
Molecule: messenger RNA, 1682 nt
Organism: Chelmon rostratus (copperband butterflyfish)
Lineage: Eukaryota; Metazoa; Chordata; Actinopteri; Chaetodontiformes; Chaetodontidae
Gene: hpdl
Product: 4-hydroxyphenylpyruvate dioxygenase-like
Exons: 5
Coding region: 1-1314 (437 amino acids)
Biological process (GO): aromatic amino acid metabolic process
Molecular function (GO): 4-hydroxyphenylpyruvate dioxygenase activity
Source: RefSeq, a predicted model, not a curated record